AUGGUUGGAAACACCAAGUCACCAGAUCUGAGUGAAGCCUUCAACUGGGCAUAUGAUGCUCAUGAAGACCCGGAAGCCAUUGACAAGACUGAAGCAUCUGUCAGCAUUUGGCCAUCGGAUUUACCCGGCUUUAAGGAGAACCUCUAUGCCUACCACAGGGAACUUCUCCGACUGUCUCGCCGACUGACUCGCAUCUUCGCAUUGGCUCUUCACUUGCCAGAGAAUUUCUUUGAUGAAUACAUCAAGCGGCCAGAGGCGGGAAUGCGUAUUCUGCACUAUCCAGAACAGAAGCACUCGAUAGAUGAGCAGAACGGUAUCGGCGCACACACCGAUGUUGAGUGCUUUACUAUUGUAACCCAGGAUGCGGCAGCUGGCCUUGAAGUUCUCAGCAAGACAGGAAAUUGGAUCAGGGCAGAGCCCAUCCCGGGCUCAUUCGUCGUCAACAUUGCCGAUUGCUUCAUGAGACAGACGAAUGACUUUUUUGCGUCAACGAUCCACCGGGUAAUCAACAAAAGUGGGAAGAAGAGAUACUCGGCUCCGUUUUUCUUUGGCUUCGACAGGGCAAAGGUGCUUGAGCCUGUGCCUACAUGCGUGAGCGACGAUAACCCGAUGAAGUAUCCUAUUAUGACCGGAGGACAAUACUAUGCUUGGCGGACAAACAAACAGAAGAACACAAAUACUCGGAACUCUAAAGUAGAUGAGUAG
Molecule: messenger RNA, 705 nt
Organism: Colletotrichum spaethianum
Lineage: Eukaryota; Fungi; Ascomycota; Sordariomycetes; Glomerellales; Glomerellaceae
Product: 2-oxoglutarate-Fe(II) type oxidoreductase hxnY
Exons: 2
Coding region: 1-705 (234 amino acids)
Molecular function (GO): dioxygenase activity
Source: RefSeq, a predicted model, not a curated record